AUGUUCACAGACCAAACAGAGCUUCAGCACAGUGACCUGGAGGAUGAGGCUGAUGGUCCCAUGGACAAGCCUCCUGAUGCGUGUGCUGAAGUGUCUGAUGAAGAGGAGCUAGAGCCGACCUCCACAAAGGCCCAGAAAAACAAACGGACCAAGAGGUUAGAUGCGUGUGCUGAAGUGUCUGAUGAAGAGGAGCUAGAGCCGACCUCCACAAAGGCCCAGAAAAACAAACGGACCAAGAGGACAGAUGAAGCUUCUAGAAACCCUGGAGUGAGGAGGAGAGCCGUGGAGAAGAGGAUGGGGAAGUACCUGGCUCUGUGUGCUGUGCCUCACACAGGAGUCUGCAGCCCUCAUCAACAGAACCUGGAAGGACCUCAAGUACUUUGUGUAUAA
Knipowitschia caucasica is the source of this 390-nucleotide messenger RNA. The record is from the annotation of a GenBank genome assembly. NCBI's taxonomy places the organism in Eukaryota, Metazoa, Chordata, Actinopteri, Gobiiformes, Gobiidae.